Dunckerocampus dactyliophorus (ringed pipefish) is the source of this 1817-nucleotide messenger RNA. It is a transcript of the gene lap3, whose product is annotated as leucine aminopeptidase 3. The coding region runs from base 102 to 1652 and encodes 516 amino acids. Gene Ontology annotation, cellular component: cytoplasm. The record is from RefSeq and is a predicted model, not a curated record. Gene Ontology annotation, biological process: proteolysis. NCBI's taxonomy places the organism in Eukaryota, Metazoa, Chordata, Actinopteri, Syngnathiformes, Syngnathidae. The transcript has 13 exons. Gene Ontology annotation, molecular function: manganese ion binding; metalloaminopeptidase activity.
GCUUGCUCCAUGCCGCCACUAUUACAACACUUGUCAACGACCUUUAACACUUUUGUGUUGCAGUCAUUUGUACUUUGCUCCUACAUGAUCUCCAAGUAACCAUGUUACUUCUGCGGAGAGCCAUCUUUGCGGUGGUGCGGACGAAGUGCUGUCGCUCAUUUUGUUCCUCAGAAAGUCUUCAGAUGGACAGAAAAGGCUUGGUGCUGGGAGUGUUCCAGAAGAAGGGGAAGGAGGACAGCCUUCAUCUGACGGAGACUGCCGCAGGUUUUGACCGCCAAGUGUCUGGGAAACUCUCCGAACUGCUGAAAAUUUCCGGACCGGCUCUCAAGAAGGGCAAAAGCAGAGUCUUCUACGGACUCCACAAGGACUUCCCGUGUGUGGCUGUGGUGGGGCUGGAUGACAUCACAGCAGGUGUGUGCGGGGCGGAGAACUGGGACACCACCAAGGAGAACAUCCGCCAAGCCGUGUCGGCUGGUUGUCAGGCGCUUCAGGACCUGGAGGUGACGCACGUGGAGGUGGACGGCUGCGGCGAUGCUCAGUCGGCAGCAGAGGGCGCCCUUCUGGGCUUGUUUCAGUAUGACCAGCUGAAAUCCAAGAAGAAGUCCAAAGUGAGCCUGCAGCCUCGUGAAAGUGCUGACUCGACGGCGUGGGCGAAAGGAGUCGUGUACGCAGAAGGCCAAAACCUGGCCCGCCUCCUCAUGGAAGCCCCAGCCAAUCACAUCACUCCCACUGCUUUCGCCAACACCAUCCAAGAGAAGUUAGCGCAGCAUGGCGACCGGGUCGUAGUGCAAAAGAGAUCCCAGGCAUGGAUAGAAGAGCAAGGCAUGGGAGCGUUCCUCAGUGUAUCCAAGGGCUCAGAGGAGCCUCCUGUCUUCCUGGAGCUGCAUUACAACGGUUCCCCCGACAGCAAGCAGGCCCCGCUGCUCCUCGUCGGCAAGGGCAUCACCUUUGACAGCGGCGGCAUUUCUCUCAAGCCUUCUGCCUCCAUGGAUAUGAUGCGGGCCGACAUGGGCGGAGCCGCCACCGUGUGCGCGUCCGUCAUCACGGCAGCAUCCCUCAAGCUGCCGCUCAACAUCAUCGGUCUGGCUCCACUGUGUGAGAACAUGCCCAGCGGAAAGGCCACCAAACCAGGCGAUGUGGUCACGGCCAAGAAUGGAAAAACAAUCCAGGUUGACAACACCGAUGCGGAGGGAAGACUGAUCCUCGCUGACGCACUUUGUUACGCACACACCUUCAACCCCAGAGCUGUAGUCAACGUCGCCACAUUGACAGGUGCGAUGGACGUUGCACUGGGAUCAGCAGCGACCGGAGUCUUCACCAACUCUGAUUGGCUGUGGGAGCAGUUACACAAGGCUAGUGUGGUGACAGGUGACAGAGUGUGGCGGAUGCCUCUGUUCCAGCACUACACCAAACAGGUGACCGACUGCCAGCUGGCAGACCUCAACAACAUCGGCAAGUACAGCCGGUCCGGCGGAGCGUGCACGGCCGCUGCCUUCCUGAAAGAGUUUGUCACGUCUCCUCAUUGGGCCCACUUGGACAUUGCCGGAGUGAUGAGUAACAAAGAUGAAAUCCCCUACCUGAGGAAAGGCAUGUCUGGAAGACCAACACGCACCCUGGUGGAGUUUGCAGCCGCCUUGGCUCACCAGGGCUAACCAAAUGACAAAAAAACCCCCACAUGAAAUGGUCAAUUAGUGACGUAUUCACCAUCUUCGGGAAAAAAAAAAUCCACCCAAGUGAACAUAAUGAAUUGAGGCCAUUUAUUCAGCACUGUAUGAUUGAUGUACUGUAUAUACCAAUAAAUUAUAAAUCAUUACAAA